AUGGAGCUCCAGAAGAGACUUUCCACCUGCUGGGACCGCUUUCUGUCCUGCUUCAGAAAGCCCGAACAGUCCGAAACAGAUGGAUCCACUGUCAUCACCAAUCCCCAUGCCAAAGUCUCGACAUACAACCCCGGCCCGUCUAACCCCGCUCCCCCGCAGAAGAGAGGUUCUAACCCGGCCGCUCGGAACCAGUACGUGGCGCUGUACGACUACUCGGCCAGGACAGCGGACGAUCUGAGCUUCAACACCGGGGACAGGCUAGAGACGCUGAACAAGGACACAGGGGAGUGGUGGUUCGCCAAGGCCCUCACCGGGAUCUCCUCCAACCGGACCGGGUACAUCCCUGCGAACUAUGUGGCCCCCCUGGAGAGCAUCGACGCGGAACCGUGGUAUUUUCCUGAAACUAAGCGACAGGACGCAGAGAAGAUGCUGCUGGCAGAAGGCAACGACCAGGGAGCUUUCCUCAUCCGCAACUGUGAGAGCCAGAAAGGAGAACUGUCGCUCUCAGUUCUGGACAGUGGACGAGUGAAGCACUACAAACUGAGAAAGCUGGAGAACGGUCAAUAUUUCGUGUCUCGAACGAAGUCUUUCGAGACGCUGAAGGAGCUGGUGGAGUGGUACUCGGGCCAGGCCGACGGUCUGUGCGCUCGUCUGGGAGAACCCUGUCGAAAGAUGGAGGCCCCCACCACGUACGGUUUGUCCUACAACACGGUGGACACCUGGGAGAUCCCGCGCACCUCCAUAAAGCUGGGCAAGAAGCUGGGGGCGGGGCAGUUUGGAGAGGUCUACGAGGGUCUGUGGAACGACACGACCGCUGUGGCCGUCAAGACUCUGAAACCCGGAACCAUGGACGCCGCAGACUUCCUGAGAGAGGCUCAGUUCAUGAAGCGGCUGCGACACGCCAAACUCAUCCAGCUGUACGCCGUCUGCACCAUGGAGGAGCCCAUCUUCAUCAUCACCGAGCUCAUGAGGCACGGCAGUCUGCUGGAGCACCUGCAGAUGGACAGGGGCAGAAACCUGGGCAUCUCGGACCAGAUCGAGUUUGCGGCGCAGGUGGCCGCGGGGAUGGCGUAUCUGGAGCAGCAGAACUACAUCCACCGAGACCUCGCCGCCCGCAACGUCCUGGUGGGAGAGAACAACAUCUGUAAAGUGGCGGACUUCGGCCUCGCCAGGGUCUUCAUGAAAGAAAAUGAAAACGUGUAUGAAGCCAAAGAAGGCGGUAAGUUCCCGGUGAAGUGGACGGCUCCUGAGGCCAUCCACGACAACACGUUCAGCAUCAAAUCUGACGUCUGGUCCUUCGGGAUUCUGCUCUACGAGAUCAUGACGUUCGGCCAGACGCCUUAUCCAGCCAUGACCAACUACCAGGUGGUGCAGAAGGUCCUGGAGGGAUACAGGAUGCAGCCUCCUCCCAACUGCACCAAGAUCCUCUUUGCGAUCAUGUCGGACUGCUGGAAGCGGGACCCCCAGGACCGGCCCACCUUCGAGACCCUGCAGUGGAAGCUCGAGGACUACUUCGAAAUGGACGUCACCUCGUACGACGACGCCAACCGCUACUACAGCUAA
Messenger RNA from Knipowitschia caucasica, 1563 nucleotides. The record is from the annotation of a GenBank genome assembly. NCBI's taxonomy places the organism in Eukaryota, Metazoa, Chordata, Actinopteri, Gobiiformes, Gobiidae.